AUGAACAAGUCAAUAAGAAGUCGUGGGGUAAUCAUAGCUAUCGAGCAUACUCCAAAGGAUGAUUUCAUAGCGGACAGAGAUGCAAGCAUGAUGUCUACGGGCCAAAGCCGAAAGGAAGUUCGCGGACAGAGGGAUAUGCUAGCAAGCCCCAAAAACAUCGUCAGGUUGGGAUCAUGGAACGUAAGAACUAUGUACUCCACUGGAAAAACAGCACAAGUAAUAGCAGAAAUGAAGAGAUACCACCUAGAUAUACUUGGAAUAAGCGAAUGCAGAUGGACAGAUUCUGGAAAAAUCAGAACCCAGACAGGUGAAACGAUACUGUAUUCUGGAAGGAAAGAUAACCAUCACAGUAAUGGAGUUGCUAUUGCUAUAUCAAAGGAGAAAGCCAAGACAUUAUACGAAUGGGCACCCAUUAACGACCGCAUCAUAACUGCCAGGUUCUGGUCAAACUAUAUAAAAACAACAUUAAUACAAGUGUAUGCACCUACCAAUGAUGCAGACGAGGAAUCAAAAGAUAAUUUUUACGAACAACUACAGGGAGUCAUAGACAACACUCCACGCCAUGAUAUUAUAAUUCUAACUGGCGAUAUUAAUGCAAAAGUAGGUAACAAACAGGAAGGAGAGGAUGGAAUUGUUGGAAAGUAUGGUUUACACUCGGAAAGGAACGAUAAUGGAGAAAGAUUUGCAUCAUUUUGUGCCAUCAACAACUUGGCAAUAUCUACAACAAUGUUUAAACAUAAAGACAUACACAAGCAGACAUGGACUUCACCAAAUGGUCAACACAAGAACCAGAUAGACCAUGUAGCAGUCAAUGGGCGCUUUAAAAGAUCUGUAUUGGAUGUCAGAGCACAACGAGGUGCAGAUGUCGGAUCUGACCACAAUUUAGUCAUCACAAAAGUAAUGCUUAAACUGCACAAAAUAGGAAAGAAACCAACAUCUUCAACAAGAUUCGAGACAUGCAAACUUAAGGUACCAGAAGUUCGGAAACAAUUCCAAAUAGAACUGAGGAAUAGAUUUAAUGCACUCAGUGAAGACAACACCAUAGGUCCCAAUCCUGAUGAUAUAGAGGAAAGAUGGAACAACAUUAAAACUGCAUAUAAUGAAACUGCCAUAAACGUACUAGGGUAUAGAAAAAGGAAAAACCAGGAAUGGAUAAGCCAGGGCAGUUGGAAAAAGGUAGAAGAGAGGCGAGUUCUAAAGGGCAAAGUAGAAAGUGCAAGAUCAGAGAGAUUAAGAGCUAGACUAAAAGAAAAGUAUGGGGACAAAGACAAGGAAGUGAAAAGAAGUUUUAGAAAAGACAAACGACAAUGGGUAGACGACAUGGCGAAUGAGGCACAGGAGGCAGCAAACAUCGGAAACAUGAAAACUGUAUAUGAUGUAACCAAAUUAUUGUGCAACGAACGUCCAAAAACUGUUGAGGCAGUAAAAAACAAGGAAGGAAAUCUCUUGACUAAAGAGGAAGAUAUAAGAAAAAGAUGGAUGGAACACUUCAGCGAAGUGUUAAAUAGACCAGACCCUAUUGAUCCUGCUGAAAUACUAACAGGAGAGUCCAUCGAAUUAGACAUAGAAACAGGUCCACCACCAGAAGAUGAGAUGAGGAGAGCAUUGAAAGAAAUGAAAUUAGGCAAAGCCCCAGGUGUAGAUAACAUCACUGUAGAAAUAUUGAAAUCAGACAUAGAAACAACUGUCAAGGAACUACACAAACUAUACAACAUUGUCUGGACAACUGGAAAAGCUCCCAAAGAUUGGAGAAGGGGACUUAUAAUAAAGUUAGCAAAGAAAGGUGACCUGACAAACUGUGGAAAUUGGAGAGGAAUCACACUAAUAGCAACAACUGCCAAAAAAAAGAAUAAUGGGGAAAAUAAUAAUAAAAAGAAUUGUACUUGGUGUAGACAGACAUUUGAGAAUGGAACAAGCUGGAUUCAGGGCAGGAAGAGGCACUACGGAACAGAUAUUUGUCCUACGUAA
Messenger RNA from Ostrea edulis (European flat oyster), 1968 nucleotides. RefSeq lists its product as uncharacterized. The record is from RefSeq and is a predicted model, not a curated record. The transcript has a single exon. The coding region runs from base 1 to 1968 and encodes 655 amino acids. NCBI's taxonomy places the organism in Eukaryota, Metazoa, Mollusca, Bivalvia, Ostreida, Ostreidae. Gene Ontology annotation, molecular function: catalytic activity.